ACCCUCCUUCCUUUCUGUACACCUUGCGGUAGGCAGAGAGCGGCAGCCUCGGCAGCAGCCAGGGCGUUUGUGCACAGAGAGGCCGAUUUAGGGACCAGCAGACGGACGGACGGAGAGGACCCUCCCCGAGCUCCCGCGCCAUGGCUGAGAGGAAGCAAUCCGGGAAAGCGGCAGAGGACGAAGAAGUCCCUGCCUUUUUUAAAAACCUGGGCUCAGGCAGCCCCAAGCCCCGGCAGAAAUUCUGUGGCAUGUUCUGCCCGGUGGAAGGGUCCUCCGAGAACAAGACCAUCGACUUCGACUCGUUGUCUGUGGGCCGGGGCUCGGGGCAGGUGGUGGCUCAGCAGCGGGACGUCGCCCACUUGGGCCCGGACCCGCAGCCGCCGUACUCCCGGCAGGGCCGGCGCGCCGGCGGGGAGCCAUCUGUUGAAUCGAGCCGGAAGGUGGAGAUCCGGCGGGCCUCGGGCAAGGAAGCCCUGCAGAACAUCAACGACCAGAGUGAUCGUCUUCUGAUCAAAGGAGGUAAAAUUGUUAAUGACGACCAGUCAUUCUAUGCAGACAUAUACAUGGAAGAUGGGUUGAUCAAGCAAAUAGGGGAAAACCUGAUUGUGCCAGGAGGUGUGAAGACCAUUGAAGCCCAUUCUAGGAUGGUUAUCCCUGGAGGGAUUGAUGUCCAUACCCGCUUCCAGAUGCCUGACCAAGGAAUGACCUCCGCCGAUGACUUCUUUCAAGGCACCAAGGCAGCCCUGGCUGGGGGAACCACCAUGAUCAUUGACCAUGUCGUGCCCGAGCCCGGGACGAGCCUGCUGGCAGCCUUUGACCAGUGGAGGGAAUGGGCUGACAGCAAGUCCUGCUGUGACUACUCUCUGCACGUGGACAUCACUGAGUGGCAUAAGGGCAUCCAGGAGGAGAUGGAGGCCCUGGUGAAGGACCACGGGGUGAAUUCCUUCCUCGUGUACAUGGCUUUCAAGGAUCGCUUCCAGCUAACUGAUUCCCAGAUCUAUGAAGUCCUGAGCGUGAUCCGGGAUAUCGGUGCGAUCGCCCAAGUCCACGCAGAAAAUGGUGACAUCAUUGCAGAGGAACAGCAGAGGAUCCUGGAUCUGGGCAUCACGGGCCCCGAGGGACACGUGCUGAGCCGGCCUGAGGAGGUCGAGGCUGAAGCCGUGAAUCGCUCGAUUACCAUUGCCAACCAGACCAACUGCCCCCUGUACGUCACCAAGGUGAUGAGCAAGAGUGCAGCCGAAGUCAUCGCCCAGGCCCGGAAAAAGGGAACUGUGGUGUAUGGUGAGCCCAUCACCGCCAGCUUGGGGACUGAUGGCUCCCACUACUGGAGCAAGAACUGGGCCAAGGCUGCUGCUUUUGUCACCUCCCCACCCCUGAGCCCUGACCCGACCACUCCGGACUUUCUGAACUCCUUGCUGUCCUGCGGAGAUCUGCAGGUCACUGGCAGUGCCCAUUGUACAUUCAACACUGCCCAGAAGGCUGUAGGAAAGGACAACUUCACCCUGAUCCCUGAAGGCACCAAUGGCACUGAGGAGCGGAUGUCCGUCAUCUGGGAUAAGGCUGUGGUCACCGGGAAGAUGGACGAGAACCAGUUUGUGGCUGUGACCAGCACCAAUGCAGCCAAAGUCUUCAACCUUUACCCUCGGAAAGGCCGUAUUGCUGUGGGAUCUGAUGCUGACCUGGUCAUCUGGGACCCCGACAGCGUUAAAACCAUCUCUGCCAAGACCCACAACAGCUCUCUCGAGUACAACAUCUUCGAGGGCAUGGAGUGCCGUGGCUCUCCACUGGUGGUCAUCAGCCAGGGGAAGAUCGUCCUGGAGGAUGGCACCCUUCAUGUCACUGAAGGCUCUGGGCGCUACAUCCCUCGGAAGCCCUUCCCUGAUUUUGUUUACAAGCGCAUCAAGGCGAGGAGCAGACUGGCAGAGCUGAGAGGGGUUCCUCGUGGCCUGUACGACGGACCCGUGUGCGAGGUGUCUGUGACACCCAAGACAGUCACUCCGGCUUCCUCGGCUAAGACGUCUCCUGCCAAGCAGCAGGCCCCACCUGUCCGGAACCUGCACCAGUCUGGAUUCAGCUUGUCUGGUGCCCAGAUUGACGACAACAUUCCCCGCCGCACCACCCAGCGCAUUGUGGCUCCCCCUGGUGGCCGUGCCAACAUCACCAGCCUGGGCUAGAGGCCCCGGGUCCGCAGCCUACUUGGGGAUGGGGGAUGGGACACCUGAGGACAUUCUGAGACUUCCUUCCUAACUUUUUUUUUUUUAAGAGCCUGUGAUAGUUACUGUGGGGCAGCCAGUUCAUGGGGCUCCCUCUUGGGCCCUGCACUCCGUCCCUCACCCGGAGUCACUGAUUUUGCUCACCCACUUCCCUAUACAUCUAAGGAGUAUCACACCCAAGUCUAUCCACCAACCCCAUACACGGAACUGCAUCCAACACUCAGACAUGCAAAACAAAGCAAAUAACAACGAGGGCGUUUUUCAUCUUUAACCUCUGUUGUUCUUGUUACCAUCUUCCUUUUCAUGGGGGGGAGGGGGCGGGGGGAAGAUAAAGUGAAUUGCCCAGAGCUGCCUUUUUCUUUUUAAAUUUUUAAAAGUUUUCUUUGUGGGUCUGGGGAGAGGGUGGGUGGGAGAGAGGGGAGAGUAGUUUUGUUUUUUGUUUUUUGUUUUUUUUACAUACUAAAUUGGGAAGCCUAAUUCAAUAUUAAUACAAGGGGUUUGAACUGGACAUCCUAAUGAUGCAAUUAUGUAACCAUCGAGCUGCUUCAGGGUGGUUGGCAAACUCAUGUCCCUCCUGAGAGGCUCCAAAAUGUCCACAUUGCAUUCCAUCAUCUUCUGGGUCAACUGUUGAUAAAGGGCAGGUUUUCUUUUUGGCCUAGAUUUUGCUGCAGAUUACCUUUUUUGAUGAUUCUCUUCUCCUUUCUUAACAUCUUUUCUGCCCUCUCUCUCUCUAUAUAUAUAUAUUUUCACAUCUGUCCUUUUCUUUGUGUUUCCUUCAGCCCUUGUCUCUGAGACCCCUGUUUUUCUCUCUGUCCCCCUGUGUCUUCUCAGAUGACCAGGUCUCCUCUUUUAUUGUGGUCGUAAGAACCUGCCUGGAAGGGUUUGAGCUUUGUCAUUGCAACUAUAGUCCAUAUAUGACUGGUGCUACCCACCCGCCACCACCAGGAUAUGUGUUUGAGUUCGGGAUGCUUCCAGGUGCAGCAAAGGGCUGAGCUACCCACACUAUCACUGUGGGCUCAGAAUAGAACCUCAAACAGUACAGAGAUGUUGCAGAAACCUGAGGCUAUAGGACAUAAGUUUUUUCCUCCAUGCAAUGCUACCUAGCUAAAGAAAGACAUGAUCAAAUCUGUAAAUUGAGCCCCAUGACCCAAGUGAACCAGUCAGCCUCAAGCUAGCCACCAGCUCAGUGUUGAGCUGGUAGGAGUCUGACCCUGGGGCCUGCUGUUUCCCAGCUAAGUAUCUUUUGGGAUUCCAGAGCAUGCUGCGGCCUCUCACUUUGGGGCAAAAAAUAUUUUUUCUUGUUCAAUUAUUUUGGAAGAUAUCAUGCAGUACUUCUACACGGGGGAUUCUAAGACCCCCAGUGGAUAUCUGAAGUCGUGAAUAGCACUAAACUUGAUAUAUAUUGUUUCUUUCCCAUACAUAUUUGUGAUAAACUUUAAUUUAUAAAUUAGGCACAGUAGGAGGUUAACAACAACAAUAAUAAAAUAGCAUAAUUAUAACAGCAUACUAUAACAAAAGUUAUGUGAAUGUGGUCUCUCUUUCUUAAAAUACCUUAUUAUACUGUAGUCACCCUUCUUGUGAUGACGUCAGCUGGUAAGAUGGCUGUGUGAUGGAAUGAAGUGACGUGAAGGACGUAGGCGCUGUGUUGUAGCGGCAGGCUACUCUUGACCUUCUGACAGUACAGCAGAGGGAGGAGCACCUGCUUCUGGACUUCGUUUGACCCAAAGAACUGAAACUUUGAAAAGCAAGACCACAGAUGAGGGGAAAUGCCAUAUAGGGAGGCCUUCUAAACUCAGAAAACCUUUGGGAAAUUUUAGAGUCCAUUUUACUUUGUAAGGGGAAAAAUCUGUUGAAGGAGCGUUAUGUCCCAUCAGAGCUGUCGUGGGGAGAAAAUCUUACAAAUCGAGUGUGUGGCCCCCAUAGAGACCACAGGUGACCUUGUGUCCACAUCCCCACCCUCGUCUCCGUGACCCUUCCCGCUAGCUGCCUUCGUGCUGGGCUCUGUCUUUGCUGAUUCGUGUUGCAUUUCCUUCCAAACGCGUUUACAGGUUCUCUAAGCAAUGUUAACGUUUGCAGGCUUUUAUCGAACCAAAUCUGCUUUUGUAAAGCGUAACAUGGAAAAGUAGGUCACGUCAUUACACUUGUCUCACCACACAUUUUGCCUUUGGGGUUAUGGUUGGGGUUUCUUUUUGUUGUUGUUGUUUAUUUGUUAUUUUAAAAGUAAAUUGCACUUUUAAAGAAUAAUUGGUUAACUUAAUAUAUUUGCUUUUUUUUCUCACCUGCACUUAGAGGAAAUUUGAACAAGUUGGAAAAAAAUUUUUUUUUGUUUCAAUUCUAAGAAACACUUGCAGCUCUUUUAGUAUUCACUGAGUCUUCCUGUUUUUCCUGUACCAGGUCAUGGUGAUUUUGGUUAUUUUGAUUGUUUUCUUAAAACAAUUUCAAACCUGAAGAUUUCUGCAGGCUGUGUAAGCAUGUUUACCUGUUGGCUUGCUUUGUGUGUCUGUUAAAUGAAUGUCAUGUAAAUGCUAAAAUAAAUGGACAGUGUCUCCGAACUGAAUAACUACAGUGACUUGAUGCUCUAAAACAGUGUAGGACUUAAUAAUAGAUGGUUUCUAAUCCCUGGAAUUGUGAUUGUGACCCAUGAGUGGAGGAACUUUCAGUGCUAAAGCUGAUAAUGUGUGUAGCCAGGAGAGUACCUUUUUUUUUUUUUGUAACCACUGUCUUAAUGGCAAAAUAAUUAUGGUAAAAAAAAAAAAAGUCUCGUGUUUAUUAUUCCUUAAGAACUCUGUGUUAUAUUACCAUGGAACGCCUAAUAAAGCAAAAUGUGGUUGUUUCAGG
Molecule: messenger RNA, 5051 nt
Organism: Ailuropoda melanoleuca (giant panda)
Lineage: Eukaryota; Metazoa; Chordata; Mammalia; Carnivora; Ursidae
Gene: DPYSL2
Product: dihydropyrimidinase like 2
Exons: 14
Coding region: 141-2174 (677 amino acids)
Cellular component (GO): cytosol; cytoplasm
Molecular function (GO): hydrolase activity, acting on carbon-nitrogen (but not peptide) bonds, in cyclic amides
Source: RefSeq, a predicted model, not a curated record